Molecule: messenger RNA, 5202 nt
Organism: Caretta caretta (loggerhead turtle)
Lineage: Eukaryota; Metazoa; Chordata; Testudines; Cheloniidae
Gene: PALS1
Product: protein associated with LIN7 1, MAGUK p55 family member
Molecular function (GO): protein binding
Source: RefSeq, a predicted model, not a curated record
GGGCGCAGCGGUGUGAGGUGUUUGUCUCCUGGGCUGUGGCCGUGGUGGCUGCGCAGCUCCGGGGGGUGAGUGAGCGAGCGAGCGAGCCAGGGGGGAUCUCCGGGCCGUGCGCGAAGGGCUUAGAAGAAGGAGCUGCUGGGCGCGUCCAUGCCGAGGAGGAAGGGGUGGCAGCAGUAGGAAGAUUUCUUUGCUGGCUAUUUCUUCAACCUUGGUCUUCUGAUGCAAUAUCCUUUGAAAUUAUAAUGGCUUUUAAGUGGGAGCAUGAAGAAAACUGGCCUUGUAACAGAAUUUGUAUGUGAGCGGUGGUACAGAUUACUAUAAAUAGCCAUGACAACUUCUCAUAUGAAUGGACAUGUUACAGAAGAUUCUGACAAUGAAACAAAAAAUGUGGAGCUUGCACCUCCUGAGGAACCUCAGAAGCACAGAGAGAUGGCUGUUGAUUGCCCUGGGGAUUUGGGCUCCAGGAUGAUGCCAGUACGACGAAGUGCUCAACUUGAGCGGAUUCGCCAGCAACAGGAGGACAUGAGGCGCAGGCGAGAAGAAGAAGGAAAGAAACAAGAACUAGACCUUACUGCUUCAAUGAGGCUUAAGAAACUAGCACAGAUUCCUCCCAAAACUGGAAUAGAUAAUCCUAUGUUUGACACAGAAGAAGGAGUCAUUCUGGAGAGUCCUCAUUAUGCUGUGAAAAUACUAGAAGUGGAGGAGCUGUUAGCUUCUCUUAAGUAUAUCCAACACACUUUGGUAGACCCCCAGAGCCAAGAGGAUAUCUCACUCAUUUUACAACUUGUCCAAAAUACUGAUUUUCAGAAUGCAUUUAAGAUACACAAUGCUGUCACAGUGCACAUGAACAAAGCCAGCCCUCCAUAUCCUCUUAUCUCCAAUGCACAAGAGCUAGCACAAGAGGUACAGUGUGUUUUGAAACCCAGUCACCAGAAAGAUGGGCAGGAGCUUAGCGCUUUGCUGAAUGCCCCUCACAUUCAGGCACUUCUAUUAGCUCAUGAUAAGGUUGCAGAGCAAGAAAUGCAGCCAGAGCCAGUGACAAAUGAAAGGGUUUAUGAGAACUUUGGCCUGUAUGGAGAGGAGACAGUUAAAAUAGUUCGCAUUGAGAAGGCUCGAGAUAUUCCAUUGGGUGCUACAGUGCGCAAUGAAAUGGAUUCUGUCAUCAUUAGUCGAAUAGUGAAAGGGGGUGCUGCAGAGAAGAGUGGGUUAUUACAUGAAGGGGAUGAAGUUCUGGAAAUUAAUGGCAUUGAGAUUCGUGGAAAAGAUGUUAAUGAAGUUUUUGAUUUGCUGGCUGACAUGCAUGGCACUCUGACAUUUGUGCUGAUACCCAGUCAACAGAGCAAGCCACCUCCUGCCAAGGAGACAGUUAUACACGUGAAAGCACAUUUUGACUAUGAUCCUUCUGAUGAUCCUUAUGUACCUUGCCGAGAAUUAGGUCUGUCUUUUCAAAAGGGAGAUAUACUCCAUGUGAUCAGCCAAGAAGAUCCAAACUGGUGGCAGGCCUACCGAGAUGGAGAUGAAGACAAUCAGCCUUUGGCAGGCCUUAUCCCAGGAAAGAGCUUUCAACAGCAAAGGGAAGCAAUGAAGCAAACUAUAGAAGAAGACAAGGAGCCAGAGAAAUCAGGAAAACUUUGGUGUGCAAAGAAAAAUAAGAAGAAACGGAAAAAAGUUUUGUACAAUGCCAAUAAAAACGAUGAUUAUGACAAUGAAGAAAUUUUAACCUAUGAGGAAAUGUCACUGUAUCACCAGCCAGCAAAUAGGAAAAGGCCUAUUGUCCUGAUUGGCCCACAGAACUGCGGCCAGAAUGAACUACGUCAGAGGCUAAUGAAUAAUGAAGUAGAUCGCUUUGCAGCUGCAGUUCCUCAUACAACUCGGAGUAGGCGAGAGAAUGAAGUAGCUGGCAGAGAUUACCAUUUUAUCUCACGGCAGACAUUUGAGACUGACAUAUCUGCAGGGAAAUUUAUUGAGCAUGGCGAGUUUGAGAAGAAUCUGUAUGGUACCAGCAUAGACUCUGUGCGGCAAGUAAUCAACUCUGGCAAGAUAUGCCUUUUAAAUCUCCAUACACAGUCAUUGAAGACCCUACGCAAUUCAGACUUGAAACCAUAUAUUAUCUUCAUUGCACCACCUUCGCAAGAGCGGCUACGUGCUUUAUUGGCCAAAGAGGGUAAAAAUCCAAAGCCAGAAGAGCUAAGAGAAAUCAUAGAGAAGACCAGAGAGAUGGAACAAAACAAUGGCCACUACUUUGACACAGCAAUUGUGAAUUCUGAUCUUGAUAAGGCAUAUCAGGAGCUACUUCGUUUAAUAAACAAACUUGACACGGAACCUCAGUGGGUGCCAUCCACCUGGUUACGGUGAAAAAGAACAGUUCUAAGGGACAAGCAGACUUGUAUCCAGCAGUCUGUCAAAGGGAGAUUGCACAUCAGACUUAAAUAUUAGGUGGCAGUGUGAGCUCUAGACCUCUGUGGGUGCACCCCUUGAUAGUUGGUGUAUUAGUGAAGAAAAUCUAAUAGGCAGUUCAUGAACAGAAUGAUAUACUGAUUAAAGAUUGUCUGGGUUUUCUUCUCCUCUUUGGACUAGAAAUGGAAGCUCUGAACAAGCCAGUACAAUUUUUAAUAGUUUAAAUAGCCUUUCUAACAGCUGCUUUACCUUUUCUAUCUAGAAUCACCUUUCUUUAAAAACUAAAGAUUUUAAAUGUAUGUAUAUAUACAGUCCAUGUUGUCACAUAGUUAUAAAUAUUAUUAUUUAACACUGUUAACUUAAUGACCUUGUGGAACAUGACAGUAGUUUGUGAAUAUACCUUUUACGAAAACAUCGGGCAGAGAAAUAAUCUACAUGAGACACUAAGGUUUAUGAGAAAUUCUCCCCUUUUAAAAAUACACAGAAUAAGGUGCGCUUUGGUCUGGAGUUGCCUGGUUAGGCUUGAAUUUAUUUUUUUAAUUAUUUACAUUCCACUUUCUGAGAGCACUGUAAUUUGCAAAAUGUGUAUAAUGUAAAUAUUUCAACCCUUUGUGUCUUUUUAGUCAGACUUUAUAAAUCAGAUUUGACUGCACAUUAACCUUAGGUCCAAUGAGAGAGGAAUAUGUACUGAUCUUUUAGAUGUGAUAUUUUUAUGGAAUUGUGUUUUUCUUUAAAGCUUAUCGGUUGAUUUGGGAGCCAUUGCUCCCCACAGAUUUGUAGAGAUGUUUAGAAGGCAGAGGUUAUAUUUUUAUUAAAAAAAAAAACAAAAACCAUUCUUAUAAAACAUGCGGAUUUUAAAAAAUAUUCUUCCUGAUAAUGUAAACAGUUCUUAUAACAUAAAGGAUACUGACUGAAUGGGCAGUUGUAAUGAGUGUCUUUUUAUUUUGGCCCUGGUAUAUAUUGUGGCUAAUGGUCCUACAGGUAAUUAACUGGAAUUAAAACUGCUGAAUGUAACUACUCUAAGUAAACCAGUCACCUUAAGGAAACAACCUCAGAUAUGGAAACAUAUGUAUUACACGGUCUAUAUCCUAGCAUGUUCUGCCGUCUAAGUUCAGCAUGUCCCUACAGACUAGCCUGAGCUGUGAAAGUUGUGCAGCUGUCAAAUCUGCAGCAGGGCUAUUCCAAGCAUUGAAAUGAAAUGUUACCUUUAGCUUUUCUUUGUUCUGGGGGUAGCAUGAACAAUCUUGAAUGUGAAUGUUGAUUCUCCUCUUGUUUAGCCACAGUCUUUCCUUGUUCCCACAUUUAAACACUGGAGUUAUGUCAAUGUGUAGUUGAUUCAGUGUAACAGUGAGAAAUGAAGAGUGAGUUUGUUUUUCACAGUCUUGUUUUGUGUAUAUAUUUUCUUCGAAGAACAAAUCCAGGCAAACCUCUUGCCUUCUGUGUCUAUAGCUGAAUGAAGAGCUCUAGGCUACACAGAGAUUGAGUAUAGUGUGAAAAGGUUGUUUUAAGUCACUUUUAGUAAAGUGACGUUCCUGUAUUGCAGGGUGAAAGAUAGUACAAUCUCUGUCUGCAGUAAACCUAGACGAGGCCCAGCAAGUUGGUUGCCUAUGGAGAGAAGUUAUAAGCUGUUUACUUGGGUUUUAGAACCAUGGUACAUAUUAUCUUGGUGAACAUGCUAUGGCUGAGAGAAGAAUCAUAAGGUCCAUUCACUAACAUACCUACAGCGAGGCAGGUGUUGGAAGCCUUAAAUAACACUGAAAUUAACUGCAUAUCAUGUUUGGGUCAAUAGCUAGCAUGUUACUAAAUUAGCUCCAAGUCAAGUAUUCAAAGUAAAUGCACCUGCAGUGUGAGGCAGCAAGCCACUAACUGUUUAGUCUGGUGUGAGACACUACAAAAUUCAGGUGCUGGGGGGCAACAGCAUUAUCCAUCAAUUCUGCCCUUCGAAGUUUACAUCUCUUAAGUUGUAGAUUCUCAACUGCCUGUAAAAAAAAAGUUGCUAAAGUGAAAAGUUGUUGAAGUGCAAUCUUUAGAGAGGCAUCUUUAAAGAUGUCACAGGUGAAUUAUCAAAAUUUCACUCUAUUACUGAACCCUGACAGAUUCAAUGUUACAUUGUUAUUAAAUAAUGCUGUGAAUGCUGGUAAAUCUCACGCCCUUCUCUCCUAUCCUUAAGACUUUGAAUGCAGUAGGUUGAGAGAUGUUUAGCUGUACCCUGUUUGUUUUUGAAGUAUGGGGGGGGGGUGUUGAUAUUUCACAGAGAUCCAUUUAUGGAAGUGAAAUGAUCACGACUAUAGGAGGCAGUGUUGGCUUUGUAUCUAAUUAUGUGAGUGUGCUGGAGCAGUACUGAGGAACAGACCAGGCUCACAGAGCUCAGAUGGAUAUUGGUAUCUGGCACCAGUUUUAGAGUUUGAACCCAAAUUGCCUGAACCUGGAGUAAGUAGGAAAGCAUUUUCUACCAUUUUGUCAUGAAGGAAGAGUGUCUUUUCAGUCCCUUUGGGGGGUAAAAGACUUGAUUGCUGGAAGAAACACUAGGCAUGGUCACCUGUUUAAUAGCCAGCUGAAAGGGGAAGGUAUCUUCAUUUUUACCAAUCCAGAUUUAUUGAAAAAAACUUUCAUAAUCUGAAUUAAACAAAAAUAUUGAAGGAUUAUGAAUAAUUGUAUAAGAUGUGGACUUGACAACUAAUAAUUUCAAUGACCUGUGGUUAGCCCCAAUGUAUCUGCACUCUGUAUUUUGAGACCUCAUGAACUGCACACUAUGUAAAAAAUGUAAAAUAUUUCUAGACAAAAUAAACUACAAUUUUUACCUGA